This is a messenger RNA of Exophiala mesophila, 2314 nucleotides long. RefSeq lists its product as uncharacterized. Gene Ontology annotation, molecular function: DNA binding; microtubule binding; microtubule motor activity. Gene Ontology annotation, biological process: microtubule-based movement; DNA repair; mitotic spindle organization. The record is from RefSeq and is a predicted model, not a curated record. NCBI's taxonomy places the organism in Eukaryota, Fungi, Ascomycota, Eurotiomycetes, Chaetothyriales, Herpotrichiellaceae. The transcript has 2 exons. Bases 1 to 2151 code for a protein of 716 amino acids.
AUGAGUGUUCGGGUGGUCGCACGUAUUCGGCCCUUACUGCAGUCGGAAAUCGAAAAGGAUCAGAUCCUCUCUUCCCACCCAGGCCCCGAUGGCAAUACUUCCAUCGUCAAGAUUCCCAAUCCCAAAAAUUUAGCCGAAGAAUAUAGUUUCCAGUUCAACAAUGUCUACGACCAGGAUUCCACCCAGCAAGAGAUAUUUGAUGCCGAGGUCACCCCGACUGUCAAGCAUCUCUUCCUCGGCUACGAUGUCACCAUAUUCGCCUACGGUUCCACUGGUACUGGGAAAACACACACAAUGCGCGGUGGCAAGUCCUUGCAAGAUAGAGGCAUGAUCCCCCGGCUAUUGAGUAGCAUCUACCGAAAAAGUCGAGCCAUCGAGAAAAGUACCCAGGGCGAAACAACAGUCCAGGUGUCCAUGAGUUACUAUGAAAUCUAUAAUGAUCGUGUUUUCGAUCUUUUUGACGCUCCCGAAAAGCGCACUCCUACAGGUCUUCCCAUCAGAGAAGCGGAAGGCGGAAAGACCGUGGUGGUGGGCUUGACCGAACUCCCAUGCAGCUCCCUCAAGGACUUCGAAGUCCUGUACGACAAGGCAAACAACAAUCGGAGUACCGGUGCCACGAAGCUAAAUGCUCAUUCUUCAAGGUCUCAUGCCAUCUUGUGUGUCAAGGUAUCCGUUUCCAGUCCGACUGAAACACGUGUCAGCACCGCAUGCGCCAUUGACCUCGCUGGUUCUGAAGACAAUCGAAGAACAGGCAAUGGAAAGGAGAGGAUGGUUGAGUCUGCCAGCAUCAACAAGUCCUUGUUUGUCCUAGCUCAAUGUGUCGAAGCCAUCUCCAAGAAACAACCGCGAAUCCCCUACAGAGAGUCCAAAAUGACCCGCAUCCUUUCCCUCGGUCAGAACAAUGGCUUCACCGUCAUGAUCCUCAACCUCGCUCCGGUCAAGGGCUAUCAUCUCGACACCUUAAGCUCCCUCAACUUUGCCAAUCGUACCAAAAAGAUCGAGGUGCGUGAGGUAGAAAAUGAUCCCAUCUUCAAACGACCUGUUUCAGUCGCUCCCGUUGGUGGUCCCACCAUCCAGAGACAGCCGCUGAGGCCACUGACCCAUCACAUCAAUGUCAACUUGAUGCCCAAUCGCGAUCCUAAUGCCGCCAAAGGCGAGAAACCGGCAAAGGCAUUCUCCGUCUUCUCGGAUCGGACCAAGCCAUCAACAGCCCUGUCCACCAAACCUAUCCCCCAGAAAUCUUCCCCAAAACGACAUGCAGAUUCCUCCUUUCUUCAGUCCACUCGUCCCAGCAAAGUGGCCCGCCCGACGCCCAGCUUCAUUCGCCGAGGUCCAGAUCCCAACACGCUGACAAAGGCUUCCAUCGAAACCUUGGUGGAGCAAAAGGUGUCCGAAAUCUUGGCCGCCCGAGCUAUGAACGGCCCAGAUCCGGCUCCCACUAAAACCAUAUCUGAGGAGGUACAACGUCGACUUGAUACCAUUGAGAAGAGACUGGAGGGUCAAGAUGGCGAACGAGCCGAAGGCCUUAGCUACCUCUUCAUGGCCAAACAACAUCAAGCCCGAGGCGAGGAAUUCAGUGCUUUAAAAAUGUAUGAGUUGGCCCAGCCUUAUUUCCCCGACAAUGAAAAGCUGCAAGGAAAGAUCGACAGACUGAAGGAAAAGCUGGCCAAGAGAAGAGAUGCAGCCGAGGCCGCAGCGACCCAGCAACGGGGAGCCUCGCCACGCAAACACGUCAAGAUGGUGACAAUCGACGGCAUUGGAGCCAAUGAGGAUGAAAGCUACCACGAGGAUGGCGUUGAGACCGAUUACCGCAGCGAGGAUGAUGAGGAAGCCUACCGACCACGAGGCAAGAGACAGAAACCGCGACGGAAAGCUCGUCCUUCCUCGCCAGAUCCGCUAACGCAGACGGAGCCCGGGGUGGUUACACCUCGAACACAACAUCUCCUCGACGUCAUCAAUACACGCGAUGUGACCACAAUCAAGUCUUUGAGUGGAUUGGGCUCCAAGCGGGCCGAAGCGAUCGUCGAGUAUCUCAACUCACAACUGGAAACGGAGAGAACCAUGCAGUUGACUUCAUGGAACGAUUUGACCAAGCUCAAAGGCGUUGGCAAAAAGACUCUCGAGUCUAUGAGAGAAGGUGUAAUUGUUUGAAAUAUCAUGUUGCACAUGACUUGUCAUCAGAGGUUUGGUUGGUAAUUCUGCUCCAGACAGUCGGCCACCAGGGGGCGUUUUGUAUUCUUUGUGUACAGUAUUAGAGGAUAUUCUUGUCACGACCAACGUCUGUCAGAGUCGACAGACAACCAAUGAAUGUAUA